CUCUUUCCUCACAUGGUGCGCUGCGCGUGUCCCCAACUCAAGUGCACGCCGCCGCCGUCUUUCUCCUCCGUCGCCGGCCGCCGGCCGCCUCUUCCGAGAGCGACCAACAGCCACCUGCUGCUAUCACUCUCUGGCGUUUCCUAACCUCAAAGGUGCAUCUGGUCUUCUCCUUCCGCGCCGCCGCCGCCCCACGGCUCGUGCCCCUCCCAGUAACAAACGGGAAGCUGUUUCUUCUCGAUGCUCCGGAUCGCCUCUCGCACGGGUUUGCUCGGUAGGAGGAGAUGCUACAGCACCGCCGCGAAAGGCGGCCCCUCGAUUGCCGGUGUAAGCGACAUCAUCGCCGUCGCCUCCGGGAAAGGCGGCGUCGGCAAGUCCACCACUGCAGUUAACAUUGCUGUAGCGCUUGCCAAGAAGUUUCAGCUUAAGGUUGGUCUGUUAGAUGCUGACAUAUAUGGACCAUCCAUUCCCACAAUGAUGAAUCUCCAUGCGAAGCCUGAAGUAAGUGAAGAUAUGAAGAUGAUUCCAGCUAAGAACCAUGGAGUACAAUGCAUGUCCAUUGGGUUUCUUGUUGACAAAGAUGCACCAAUUGUUUGGAGAGGUCCUAUGGUAAUGAGUGCUCUUGAGAAGAUGACAAAGGGGGUAGCCUGGGGUAAUCUUGAUAUUCUUGUUGUUGAUAUGCCCCCAGGCACUGGCGAUGCUCAGCUAUCAAUUUCCCAAAGGCUUCGAUUAUCUGGUGCUCUAAUUGUUUCAACUCCUCAAGAUAUCGCUCUAAUUGAUGCUAGAAGAGGAGCAAAUAUGUUCCGUAAAGUUCAAGUCCCUAUUCUGGGUUUAGUGGAGAAUAUGAGCUGCUUUAGGUGCCCAAGAUGUGGUGAGAAGUCUUACAUUUUUGGGGAAGGUGGGGCUCAGAGAACUGCAGAAGAAAUGGAUAUGAAAUUGGUCGGUGAGAUACCUCUUGAAAUCGACAUCAGAACAGGUUCAGAUGAAGGUAAACCAAUUGUGAUAUCAUCACCAGACUCUGCGUCAGCACAGGCCUACAUACAAGUCGCUGAGAAGGUGAUCCAGAGACUUAAGGAGUUAGCCGAGGAACGACGGAUGGGACCAGAAAUCUUGCUUUGAGAAUUCAGACCUCCCCUGCAAAACUCUUCCCAUUUCUUCGUGUUGCACCCGCAGUAGCUGAUAGGCCUUCACCAAAGCAAAAUGUGUUUCACUGGAAUAAACCUUUGGUAACAUCCUUGUCAUCCAUGUACGUACUUGCCGAAUUUUGUAACAUUCUCUGAAAUUAUGUAAUACUGUGAAAUCACAUAAGCAUGUAUUUUAGAGAAGGAUUUUCACUGCAUUGUUGAUGGGCGAAUGAUCGAAUGCUAAUAUAUAAGGAGUAUAUUUUUGU
Molecule: messenger RNA, 1387 nt
Organism: Oryza brachyantha (malo sina)
Lineage: Eukaryota; Viridiplantae; Streptophyta; Magnoliopsida; Poales; Poaceae
Product: iron-sulfur protein NUBPL
Exons: 8
Coding region: 238-1116 (292 amino acids)
Biological process (GO): mitochondrial respiratory chain complex I assembly; iron-sulfur cluster assembly
Cellular component (GO): mitochondrion
Molecular function (GO): ATP binding; ATP-dependent FeS chaperone activity; 4 iron, 4 sulfur cluster binding
Source: RefSeq, a predicted model, not a curated record